AUGUCUACCAACAACCUUGGAACACUGAAGACCCUGCCUCCAGAGGUUCGAGAUCUCAUCUGGAGAGAACUCCGACCCUCACGUGCUCCGAUCCAGAGGGAAUCCAAGGGCGAGACAGCAAAGCCGCUUGGAAUCCUGAGUGCGUGUCGCCAAUUGAACGACGAAAUCAUACCUUGCCUGUACGGCAGAGAGACACUCGAAAUCCGGGUCGGAAACGACCACCACGCCCUCUUCACCAUUCAAAGUACGGCUGGGGCGAAAUGGUAUUUCCUGGACCAACAGGGCUGGGAGUACCAAACCUUUCGACACCUCCCGUGGAAGAAGCUCCGGGCUGUACGAAUCGUGAUCGAUGCACCAGAGGCCAACAAUAGUACUCAGAUUGUCGGUAUCUUGCACAAUGUCCUUCGACUUGUUGGCCUCCUGGUACAAGCGGAUGGACUCCCUUCCCUCGAGAUCAGUCUCUUGGAUACGCCUCUUGGGAACUGGGCCCAACAACAACGUCAGACGACCGGCCCGGUAUCAAUCUGGUAUCCUUUGCGCCGUGACUGUCCGAAAAUCAUUUGGCCAUUUUAUCGGUUGCACGGAAUGAAGCAAGUUAGUCUUAAUCUGCCGGAAUGUCUGAUCAACAGACAUAGCGUGGUAGAGGAGAUGGAGGAGGUGAUGAUGGGGAAACGGAGAAAUCCAAUGGAACGAUGA
Molecule: messenger RNA, 696 nt
Organism: Drepanopeziza brunnea f. sp. 'multigermtubi' MB_m1
Lineage: Eukaryota; Fungi; Ascomycota; Leotiomycetes; Helotiales; Drepanopezizaceae
Source: RefSeq, a predicted model, not a curated record